Messenger RNA from Aureococcus anophagefferens, 2304 nucleotides. RefSeq lists its product as hypothetical. NCBI's taxonomy places the organism in Eukaryota, Pelagophyceae, Pelagomonadales, Pelagomonadaceae. Bases 1 to 2304 code for a protein of 767 amino acids. The record is from RefSeq and is a predicted model, not a curated record. The transcript has a single exon.
AUGAAGAUGGCCUUCCUGAGCCUGCUCGGGCUGCUGCUCGCGCCCACGACGGCCCUCAAGAUCGUCAUGGCCCCGGAUGCGUCGACCUACGCCAUCGCCGACGAGACGCGCACGUUAUUCAAGUCGGGAACGAACUCCGUCGCCGUCUUCGUCGACGGCGCGUGGAAGAGCGAGCAGGACCGGACGCUGAACCUGACGGCCUACGACCUCGUCGACGGCGACGACGCGGUCAUCGGCGCCUACGAGGGCGUCGAGAUGACCUGGGCCACGGACACGGGCACCAGGGUCGUCACGCGCGCGGUCGCGGCCGCGGCCGCCGCCGUGUUCGCGAUCUCCUUCCCGGACGGCGCGGCGAGGACGUCGCCCUACGCCCACAACGGCGAGUCCCACGAGUCGGUCGUCGCGAACUGGCCCUGCUUCGUGAGCGCCUUCGGCGCCGGGCGGCUGUCCUGGGGCGGGCCCUUCGUGCGGCCGUCGCCGGGCGCCGCGACGACGGGCCCGAUGGGCGGCCCGCUCGUCGUCUUCGACGGCGCCACGGCCGCCGUCGCGUCGGCCUACUCGUCCUUCAAGGCGAGCUCCGCGGGGCCGGGAAAGACCUGGGACGGCGCGCCGGCGGUCUGGGCGCCGGGCACCGCGGGCACCGUGGACUCGAUCCCGGCGAACUUCAGCCACGAGUUUCUCGUGAGCGUGGGCGACACGGGGAGCAUCACGGCGGCCGUGGCCGCCUGGGGCGCCCUGAUCCGGCGCAAGCAGGGCGCGACACCCUACGACGACGUGACGCUGCAAAAGGUCGGCUACCAGACGGACAACGGCGCGUUUUAUUGUUUUUGCGGCGGCGGCGACUGCUCCCGGACUCUGAUCGACAAGGGCGCGGAGCUGCGCGGCAACGGCGCGCCCAUGGGCUACCUGAGCUUCCAGGGCGCCGGCGCGUCGUCGGGCCGGGGCCAGGCCGCGCCGUGGUGCGUGUCGACGUGGGGCGUCGACGGCGGCCUCGGGAGCCAGUACCCGCUGUCCGUCGGCGAGCUGUCCCGCGCCUUCGACGCGCCGGUGCAGCUCUACGCGCCCUACUUCUGCCCCGGCAGCGACUACUUCAACGACACGUCGCCGUGGACGUCUCUGGUCUCGAACACGAGCCGCGAGGGCUGCCGCGACUACGCGUUCGAAGACGUGGCGCCGGCGCAGUCGUUGGAGUUUUACGGCGCUAUGUUCGACCGGGGGAUGGCCCAGGGCAUGGUGAGCUUCGAGCCCGACUUCAUGCAGGCGAACUACAACUGCGUCGACGACUUCGUACAGACCGUCGACGCGGCGGAGACCUGGCAGCGGGGCAUGGCCGACGCGGCCCUGGCGAGGAACGUGAGCGUGCAAUGGUGCUACGCGACGCCCACGGACGUCCUCUCCGCGACGGCGUUCCCCGCGGUGACGAACUUCCGCGUGUCGAACGACUUCUGCUACGGCGAGUCCUGGGACGUCGGCGUCUCGUCGCUGCUCGUCUGGGCGCUGGGCAAGGCGCCGUCCAAGGACACGCUCUGGACGUCGGACAACAACCGGACGGCGACGCCGGGCUGCCCCUGGACGCCCGACCACGAGACCGCGGCGGCGCCGCUCCACGUCGCCGUCGCGCUGAUGAGCGGCGGGCCCGUGGGCAUCUCCGACGGCCUCGGCCACACGGACUACGACCUUUUGAAGUCGGCGAUCUCCGCCGACGGGACGCUGCUCAACGCGGCGAAGUCGCUCACGUCCGUCGACUCGAUUUUGGCGGGGAACGGGCCGGCCGGCGGCCACGUGCUCGGCGCGCACGUCCCCUUCGGGAGCGCCGCCGCCGCCCACGGCCUCGUCUCCUUCAAGCUCAAGGACCCUUUUGCCGUGAACGCGUCGGACUUCUACCCGCGGCUCGCGGCGAACGUGACGUUCGCGGUCCGCGAGCGCCUCGGCGCGCCGUGCGCCGACGGCGCGCCCGCGGCGUCCUGCGUGACGUUCACGACGGCGGCCGCCGCGCCCGUCGUCACGCUGCCGGCGUCGGACUUCUCCAACGCGACGGCGGGCACGGACUACGCGCCGUCGGUCACGUGGCUCGCGCCCGUCUGCGAAUCCGGGCACGCGCUUUUGGGCGAUCUGGGAAAGAUCGUGCCGCUGAGCCCGAAGCGCUUCACAAAGAUCGCCUGCACGCCCCACGGCAUCUCCGCGACCGUCGUCGGCGCGCCGCGGGAGGAGGUGCCCCUGACCUACCUCCGCCCCGCGGCGGCGGGCGCGGUCGUCCAGGUCCUCACGAUCGUCGUCCCGCCGUCCGGCGAGCUCGAGCUUUAA